Aedes aegypti (yellow fever mosquito) is the source of this 1340-nucleotide messenger RNA. RefSeq lists its product as uncharacterized. The transcript is spliced from 4 exons. The record is from RefSeq and is a predicted model, not a curated record. The coding region runs from base 104 to 1291 and encodes 395 amino acids. NCBI's taxonomy places the organism in Eukaryota, Metazoa, Arthropoda, Insecta, Diptera, Culicidae.
CUAGAGCUGUCAGUUAUGCGAUCUGGUCGCUGUCAAGCGGAAUCCGAAAAACAAACAAAACACGAUUUCCACCAUUUCGACGGAUUUUUAGCCCCCCCUUAGCAUGGAAACUGAGGCUGCCACGCUAGAGAUAGAAGAAGUAAUUCUGAACGAUAACCAAACCGGUUAUGGCGAGGCGGAAUACUUACAUGAUGCAUCCUUAUCAGCACCAGCGGCCAACAUCAAAAUCAAAAUGAACCUACCGAUGGGAGUAGCUGUGAAACGGUCAUCUUCCCCGUCGAUCGGAAAUGGCAGGCAAGAAACUCCGCAAGUCGCGCGAAAGGUACCAAUCAUACGGAAGCCCGGCGAAGUGGUCACUCCAAACAGGAAGCUCAGCGGAGUCGUUAAAGUGUCCCCUUCUACAGUGCAAGCUCCGACGCUUGUUCGACCAAAAGUUGAAUGGUCCAGAGUCCCGGCGCCGGGUUUGAAAACUCCGCUCUCCUCCUUCACGAUAACUUCAAUCAACAGCGGGGUGCAACAGAACGUUGACGACAAUGGGAUGGAUCCAUAUACGCAGGAGGACGACGGACCGCAAGAUCCGGAUGAAGAGGAACAGCAGUAUGACUACGACACUUUGGAGGCCUCGGGGAGUGCUGACAUAACAUCCAUCGAUAGCAGGUUAACUCGGAUAGAGCAAUUGCUGGAAAGGAUCGUGGCCAAACAGGGACAACAUGACGCAGCUUUGAAGGCAUUGAAGUUCAACAUCUCAGAUCUACGAGCCGACAUGAGAAGCACUGUUAAAACAACUAAACCGAAAGAUAGCGCCAGCAACGAUAUCAGCUUUCGGCCGAUUCCAGUCAAAAGAGACCGAAAGAGGCUGGUGGUGUUCCCCGUGGCCGAUGACAAUUAUCUCCUUCGAUUGGAUGAUCUGCUCAAGGCUGAUGAAGAAAUUCGAACAGAUUUGAUAGCAUUGUUCGGGGAGGCUCCAACGAAUAGCGCGUACGAAUUUCUACGUAAAAACGUCCAGUUGCUGUUUGCACACACUUCCAAGUACACCUGGACCGGUAAAUUGAUACACCACCUGCCGAACAUACCGGCUUCCAAUCCGGCCAAUAAGUUGGCCAUCGUAGAUUUGCUGAUUUCGUGUGGAUGUGACAAAUUUCCCCACAUGGGAAGGGACGCCGUUGAGAAGGAGUUUCGGAGAUCACUAGCCAAUUUCAAUGAAUCUCGGGUGGUUCGGUUGAAACGGCAAAUGGAAAAACCCACGGCGGAGACGAUGGAUGAAGGGGAAAAUUCAAUGGGACAAAACUAGUUGUAGGAUUCUCGGCAGAUUAAAUAUAAGAUAUAAUUAUGUUUCUACA